Selaginella moellendorffii is the source of this 1058-nucleotide messenger RNA. RefSeq names its product methyltransferase-like protein 13. NCBI's taxonomy places the organism in Eukaryota, Viridiplantae, Streptophyta, Lycopodiopsida, Selaginellales, Selaginellaceae. The record is from RefSeq and is a predicted model, not a curated record. The transcript has 3 exons. The coding region runs from base 25 to 516 and encodes 163 amino acids.
ACUCUCAAAUAUUUCUUAUUUCAGAUGGAAGAACAAGCUAACAGCGAGAACACUAGACAUAAAUUGCACAUACUACUCAUUGACGCUGAUUCCUCCGAUCCAAGUAAUGGGCUAAGCUGCCCUCCCGAGGAAUUCCUUCUCGAAACAUUCCUCCGCAAUGCGAAAGCUGCUCUGGAACCCGAAGGAAUCCUUGUCAUAAACGUUGUUUCGCGGGCUCGUGAGCCUCACAUACAAGCAGACCAGAGAAUGUGUAAAAUUUUUAGCGAAGUCUACAGCCUGCAAGUCGACGAAGACGUGAACCGGGUGGUGUUUGGAUUGCCACAGCCGAGUAACCUGAGAGACUCCACCGCGAUUUUUAACGCUGGAGUGCUGCUAAAGAAGGUCGCGGGCCAGUUUGCUUCGUGGGACAAAGGCCCCAACGUCAAGGACGUGACUGUGAGAAGAAAAAGGUCUGGUUUUACUUUCUUUCCAUCUUUUCUCAUUCUCUCUGGGGGUUUUUGCGCGAGUUUUCUCUAGAGAAACGCACUGUACAGAUGUACCAUCGCUAUACUUUUUUUGCAAACAAAGAGUCCUAAACGAUGAUCCUUGGUGUGUCAUCGAAAUCAAAGGAAAGAUGGUUUUUUGUUCUCCUGCCAACUGCAUGAGAAGAUUCAUCGCGUGAAUCUCUCAGAAAGCCACAGGAGAGAUCGACAAGAUUUAGUCUGUGCAUUGUGUGAAUGAGCGACACGCACUGGAAAUUAAAUCGCGUGUAGCCCCAGAAAAGAUGCACGAAAAAGCGAGAAGAACGAAGAAUCUCUCCUACAUGCCAUGAGAUCUUUGUCCAGAGAAAAGAAGAGAUGAAAGAAAUCCCAGGACAUUGCGAAAGGAGAUUAGCAAUGUAGCAUUAGCUGAACGAGCAAAGCACACGCGAUAGAAUCUUCGCAGUGCCCCAGUACUAAAUGCGCGAGAAAAAGAGAGAGAGAGAAGAAGGCGCUGUGGCGUCCAUCAGUCGAACAAGGCAGCGAACCAUGGAAGCCGCGAGAAAUCGUUGUGGCAUCCGCGUAUAAGCGAGCCGCGAA